AUGUCGGAUGUACCACCUACCAGUGACCCCAUGGCCGCGGCCGGACAGGACAAUGGACAAGACCUGUUUCGCCUCUCGAGGAUGGACCUGACUGUGGUGGCAUCCUCCUAUGUGAAGUGGGCAGAGAGCGGGAAGAAGGCUGACGAGCAGAACGCAGUGAUAGAUGAGGUUGUGAAGCAGCUGGUAGAAAAGGAUGCGAGUCUGGUGGCCCGGCGUCCGUUCCUCAGAGAGGUGGUCUCCAGCACAUUUGAUGCCAUGCUGGCCUCAAAAAAGGGCCAAUGGUCUGGAUUCGACGUCGUUGACAAGCUCUACCAUGACGACAUCCAUAAGCAGCUUCCAACGGUAUGGGCAAAGGUUUACCCAGAGAAGCCGGUUCCGGACACAUGGAAUAAGUACUUGCACAUCCAUUCGAUGGCCCGGAAGAUUGUCUGGGAUGGCCUCUCUCCCACCCAGAAGGCAGAAUGCAGUGCACUUGCUAUGGUGUGGAACACUGUCUCUCCUCCAGCGAGUGUUCUAGAUAUAGAAUAUACACGCCGGUUCACUGCCAAGCUUGCCAAGUUCCUGGCAGACAUACGUCGGGACUUUGGCGUCCAUGGCUCCUUCAUUUGGGGGCAUGUCCAUGCUGAUGGUGAACCAAGUUUUGGAUGCUCCGACACCAACUCUUCCGAGUUACACCUUCCGGCCUGGCUCAGGGAGAUGGGUGCUGACAAACGGUAUGAAGUCAUACAAUCGUUUGCCAAGUUUUACAGAGCCAACUAUUGCCCUGAUAAGACCACCAAGGGAUCUGACAAGAACAAGGCGCCGGAAAUAACCAAGGAUGCGACUGGCUAUCCUAUCAUGCCGGAUGUCACUGGGCUGACCUCCAAGCCCUUGACAACUGUCUUUCGGGAGUUCCUAUUGGCGGUCCUCCACCUGGCAUUGCCAAUCUACCGGCACAAGACUGCGAAGGUUCCCUGGGGCCUUCUCUUGAAGAAGGAGAGGGAAGCAUUUACCGUCGAUUCACACUUUCCGGAGGGUGACUGGAUUGCUAUCUUUGAGCCAUCCAAGAUGGGAGAUGAUCAUAUUGCGGUCUUGUGCAAGUACUGGCAUACCAAGCAGCACACUGACAAGGUGAAUCGUCCGGUGACAUUUUCCCAGGUGAUCAUCGACCAGAAGCUUGGAUCCAGAGGGCGUGCUGAGCAAGGUAGGGCCAGCCGGAGUACAACUGCUGUCAGCCGGUCUACCACCACGCAGCCAUCCGGUGCAACCGUUCCAGAGGGCACUGCGGUCACUAUGGUUCCGGCGUCAACCAUACAAGAUGGAGAUGGGGAUGAUGACUUUUUCUCCUGCAUAACAAAUCCACCGGUACCUCGCCCAUCUACGAGACGCCGGAUUGGCUCUCCGGAGAUGGAGGAAGGUACUGGAUCAGAGCAUGUGGAUGAUGGAAUGGUGGCAGGAACUGAUGCCGACUUUGAUUUUGCACUGGAGCUUGACCUUGGUCUCGACUCUGAAAGUGAAGAUGGCCUGCCUGCACCUGAGGUCAUUGACAAAACACAGUCCGAUAAACUUCAGGCGCCGGUGGUCAGCAUAUCAGUCUCUGAUACCGGCAUCCAACCUACUCAGGCACCAGCACCAGCACCGGCACCACACCACAAGCCCAAGCCCACUCAAAAGCGGAAGGUCGACACUGAGGAAUACUCUGAUGAACAGGCUCCUAGUAGCAGUGCAAGCAAGCGAAUCCGGAAGGCCAGCAAUGACACUGCAGGUGCCAAGGCUCAGAGACGCCCAGAGCCGGAUUCAGACAUAGACACCGACUCCGGUAAGGACUCUGAUGUGGACUCUGGAAGUGAAGCACCAGAGCCUGUAACUCCGGUUCGCACUCGGAGCCAGAGGAAGGCCGACACAGGGAAGACCAUUCGUGCGCCAGCCAGCCGGCCCACCCGCAAUGCAAACAACACUGGGCGGGUCACUCGUAGCCAGGCUGUUCCAGCACUUAGCACUCGAAGCCGUAAAUCAAAACCGAAGCGUCAUUGA
This is a messenger RNA of Coniophora puteana RWD-64-598 SS2, 2013 nucleotides long. RefSeq lists its product as uncharacterized. Lineage: Eukaryota; Fungi; Basidiomycota; Agaricomycetes; Boletales; Coniophoraceae. The coding region runs from base 1 to 2013 and encodes 670 amino acids. The record is from RefSeq and is a predicted model, not a curated record. The transcript has 8 exons.